This is a messenger RNA of Neurospora tetrasperma FGSC 2508, 1518 nucleotides long. RefSeq lists its product as uncharacterized. Lineage: Eukaryota; Fungi; Ascomycota; Sordariomycetes; Sordariales; Sordariaceae. The transcript has 3 exons. The coding region runs from base 1 to 1518 and encodes 505 amino acids. The record is from RefSeq and is a predicted model, not a curated record.
AUGAACAACGUGACAAUCAGUGACAGAUGCCGCAAUAUUCGACAGCAGUUGACAGACCUCCUGGCCGUACUGGAGAAUGGAUCCAUAUUCGCCCAAGGGUCAACAACGGUCACUCCCUCUUCGGUUAAGGAGGUUCUAGAGAGAUUUAUGCUGUGGGCUGGAAAUCUGGGAGUACUAAGGAAGUCUACAUCAAAACUAUCUCUAGACAGCAGGCUAGCAGGUUCCUCGGAUUUGCGGGACUACAUCUGUGCCGAGUUGGAGGAUAUGUCUGAGGAGCUUGAGGACCGUGACGGAACCGACCGCUUCCAUCGUGCAUCUCGGGACUCGACCAAUGCCUUCCUGGAUCGUUUUGAUAUUGACUAUGUACGGCACAAGCAUCCAAAACUAGGGGACGGAGCGCAGUCAUCCCGUAUGGGAAGGGCGAUUGCGAAGCGAAGACAGUUCAUCCGCUAUUGCCGAGACCACAAAGACAAUCUGGCGGCCGAGGAAGAGGAAGACAAGGCCGGAAGCCAAAAAGCCACAACAGACAAGCAGUCCAGCAAAGCGACAACGUUCGUUGCCAAGGAAAACCUGAUGGAUAUCCUUCAGGGAUCUGCGGACAUCCUUGGAGAAGAAGACGCUGUCUCUCUUUGCAGCGUUUCUACCACGUCCGAAUCACUGGCAGUCCUGAAGCUGCCGCGACUCGCAGACCUAUCCCCGGAAGACGACCCCUUCGAAUGUCCUAUUUGCUACACUCUUCAGCAAUUCCGCUCGGAACAGGCAUGGCGGCGUCAUGCGUAUCGCGACCUUAAAGCCUAUAUAUGCACAGUGGGCGGAACCGAAUGUGACGACAAGUUCUUCGAAGACCGGACAUCGUGGUUUGAUCACGAACUUGAACAGCAUAGAUGCAAUUACAUGUGUGUUCUCUGUGGAGUGAACGACGGAAAAGCCAAGACAACUCGAAGCAAACUCAGACAACAUAUCCUCAGUACUCACGGUGAUUUCGAAGCCGAUCAACUCGAGAGGCUUGAAGAUGCUGGCCGGGAGACCAUCACGUCCUUCAAGACCAACGAUUGUCCCUUUUGCGAUGAUUGGUCUAAACUCAUGGCAAACAGGAAGCCCCCCGGGAGAGAAGCUCAACUUGAAGACGGCUUCCUCGUCAGCAUGAGCCGGUUCAAGAAGCAUGUCGCCAUGCACUCGGAGCAACUUGCCAUUUUUGCCCUUCCACGACAUGAACAUGAAACGGGCAUCGACGAAGACGCAUCGCACGGCUCUGAUUCACGCGUGAUAGAAUCCCGUAGCUCGGCAAGUGGUGCAGCGUCAUCCAGAUCAGGAGACGACCUAGGCAUUGAAGAUCACCAAAGUGACCAAAUGACGCCGACUGAUGAAGUCUCUGUCAUUAGAGCCAUUCAAUCUAGGCUGAAGUCUCAGGCUUGGCCAACAACCGGUUGGCAGGCUACACAUAUCCAGUUGCUGGAACGCGUCCAUAAGACAUCAGCCUUGUACGGAGUUCGGGCAUUACCUUCUCAGAGAGCUUAG